Messenger RNA from Wyeomyia smithii (pitcher-plant mosquito), 929 nucleotides. It is a transcript of the gene RpS3, whose product is annotated as 40S ribosomal protein S3-A. The transcript has 3 exons. Lineage: Eukaryota; Metazoa; Arthropoda; Insecta; Diptera; Culicidae. Bases 107 to 841 code for a protein of 244 amino acids. Gene Ontology annotation, cellular component: nucleus; cytosolic small ribosomal subunit. Gene Ontology annotation, biological process: positive regulation of apoptotic signaling pathway; translation. The record is from RefSeq and is a predicted model, not a curated record. Gene Ontology annotation, molecular function: structural constituent of ribosome; RNA binding.
CAGAACGCUAUAGCGUUUUUCGCUGGCGACACUGCUCUUCGGCGACCGUCUGACAUCUUUCUUUUCUGCUUUUACCACGUUUUGUUAAAGUUGUGGUUUCAACAAAAUGUACAACGUUGUGUCGAAAAAACGCCGGUUCGUUGCCAAUGGCAUGUUCCGUGCUGAGCUGAACGAGUUUCUGACUCGUGAAUUGGCCGAAGAUGGUUACUCCGGCGUGGAGGUUCGUGUCACGCCAACCCGCACGGAGAUCAUUAUUAUGGCUACUCGCACUCAGAAUGUCCUGGGAGAGAAGGGACGUCGCAUCCGUGAGUUGACCGCCGUUGUCCAGAAGAGAUUCGGAUUCACUGCUGGAACCGUUGAGCUGUACGCUGAGAAGGUUGCCACCCGUGGUCUGUGCGCAAUCGCCCAGGCUGAGUCGCUUCGUUACAAGCUGAUCGGUGGUCUUGCCGUACGACGGGCAUGCUAUGGUGUGCUUCGAUUCAUCAUGGAAUCCGGAGCCAAGGGUUGCGAAGUGGUUGUUUCGGGCAAACUUCGAGGACAGCGUGCCAAGUCGAUGAAAUUCGUCGACGGACUGAUGAUCCAUUCCGGUGAUCCAUGCAACGAGUACGUGGACACCGCCACCCGGCACGUUUUGCUUCGCCAGGGUGUUCUGGGAAUCAAGGUCAAAAUUAUGUUGCCUUGGGAUCCAAAUGGCAAGAUCGGACCGAAGAAGCCGCUGCCGGAUAACGUGUCUGUGGUGGAGCCUAAAGACGAAAUCAUGUACAGCACACCCCGCAGCGAACCUAAGAACAAGCCGACGAUGGAAAUUGCUGAAGUGGUUGUCGAACCGGUGGCCAGUUAAGCUGUUACUCGUAUUGAUUAUGCAAUAAGCACUAAUUGGGGUAAAUAUAUGGAGAAAAUGUGAGAUGAAAAGAGGAAAAAAAGUUUAA